AUGAAGGCGAUUGAGGCAGUUGAGCGUCCCCAAUUGCAGGCGCGGCCGACGAUGCGGUCCGGCGACACCGUGCGCGUGCACGUCAAGGUGCGCGAGGGUGAGAAGGAGCGCAUUCAGGUAUUCGAGGGGUUGGUAAUCGCGCAGCACCGCGGCGGCGCCCGCGCGACGUUCACCGUUCGCAAGGUGUCGUUCGGCCAGGGCGUCGAACGGAUUUUCCCGUUGCAUUCCCCGAUCAUCGACAAGAUCCAGGUCGUGCGGUCGGCGCGCGUGCGGCGGGCCAAGCUGUACUUCCUGCGGAAGCUGCGCGGCAAGGCUGCCCGGAUGCGGGAGCGCCGCCGCCGCACUUAG
Messenger RNA from Geodia barretti, 348 nucleotides. Lineage: Eukaryota; Metazoa; Porifera; Demospongiae; Tetractinellida; Geodiidae. The record is from the annotation of a GenBank genome assembly.